Molecule: messenger RNA, 1831 nt
Organism: Hypoxylon trugodes
Lineage: Eukaryota; Fungi; Ascomycota; Sordariomycetes; Xylariales; Hypoxylaceae
Exons: 1
Coding region: 541-1467 (308 amino acids)
Source: RefSeq, a predicted model, not a curated record
GUUAAUAAUAAUUCAUUUUUGUUCACCCGGUUGCGCGCGGGUGGCGGUGGUGCAUCAUCCAUCUAUAUUGAUACCUCAUUUUUCCUUCAUGAUAAGGAACUUCUCUUCUAAGACUACGAUUCGACAACUGAUUGUCUUUGUGUCUGUCCUGACACGUCUAUCCUCGGUCUUGAGAGUUACAACAUAAAAGUCAUAUCUUACCCUCCGCGAGACGGUUCUAACCCCAUCGCCUUUGUGGAGGAAUUGUAGCGGUGUCUGUCCCCCAACCUACCAGAAUUCCCAAUAGAUUAACAUGACAAGUUACCGGAGUCCUAUAACUUCUCCGCGUUGGAGGUUUUUGCUCUGGGUGCUGACGCCUUAAAAAGUCCCUCGUUCGCCCUUAUUUUUAUCUCUCCCCCGCGAAUUCUACCCCACACUGUCACAUUAAAAAGAAAAAAAAAAAGAGACGAUCCAUCAAUUGAGGUGAUAAGAUCACGCAAGACAAGGGAAAGACGCAAUUAUUCUCGGGGCGGGAGUACUCCCACACGAAAAGCCCACGCCAUGCGCCCACACACCCCCUCUCUAGAUACCACCUACGCUCACGUAGCAGCGGCGGCGAUGGCAGGGCCUACAUCACCACCAGAGACACCCACCAACGGGUCUCCAAAGAUCAAUCGCAAAUCAGCCUUAAAUGGUCGCAUUCCGCGGCACACCAAAUCUCACAAUCAACUAGGCCAUCCACCUAAUAUUCGACCCCUAGGUGGUACCAAAUUCAGUUACAGCCGUGCGCCUCGACCCGAGGAAAUAUCCCCUCGUUCUUCACAUUCUUCCGACGAGGAAUCCGAUUUAUCUGACAACCCCCCAAAGUCGCCAUUCUCGGAUAUACCGCAUUUUUAUCCCGAACACCACAUAGAGCACAUAGAGCGUAUCGCCAUUAAAGUCGUCGAAGACCCUGCAUUUACCAUUGAAGAAUUAAGUGAUAAUUGUUCGCUCGAUAGUGACGAAUGUCUUCGACCAUAUGCCGUUGAGUAUCCCCAUUCAGACCGAAGUCGAUCGAGAUCUCGACCUCCACCUGAUAUGGACCCUGCCGUAAUGGCAGGUAUUGAGAAUCUAAAUACAUUUGAAGAUUCGGAUGUGGACAUUGAUGACUCCGACGAGUUCAAUCGACAAUUGCAAAAACGCCGGGAGGAACGCCGUCUUAGGAGGAUGAAGUCCGGAAGUCUCAGCAAGCGAACAGUAAGCGAGCGGGGCAGCGACUCCGAUAGGGAGGAUGUACUCCCUUAUUACGAGGAAAACCAGACGGGCCCGACACGCCGAAUGCGGCGAAAGGUCGGCGAUCGAAUUAGCAUACAAUUUACCGGCCCUCUCCCCGAACGAAUCGAGGAGUUGAAGGAACCGAAUAGCGACGAUGAAAUUAUUUUAGAUGAUGCCGAGGUUUUUGCGCGCGAGCUACCAUACUGGACCUUGAUGGACGUUGACUCUGAGUGAGAUCAACUGAAUACGUUAUAAUAGGAAAAUUAUCGACAGGAAAAAAACGUCGCAUAUGCUUGGCGAUACGGACGAUGGGAGUAUGAGUCGUUCUAAUUCAACACGCGACACGCAGCUUACGAUUAUAUGACGCUUUACGAAUAUGACCUUUUCAAGUCUUAAAAAACAUUGACAUAUCCCGCCAGUUUUAUAGGGAGUCAAUCAUUAGGGCGGAUUCAUAAUGAAUUGGAAAAAGCAUUUUAUGUUCAGGUCAUUGUAGGGCCGUGGAGCAUAUAGGAGGGUACAGGGCGCGCAUCUUAUUUGUCGCAGCCAUAUGUAUUGAAAUUUUACUUGCAUAGAAGAGCAUUGGCUACAUGGCCUGGAA